AUGACUGGACGCGGAAAGGGUGGCAAGGGUCUCGGAAAGGGUGGUGCUAAGCGUCAUCGCAAGAUUUUGAGAGACAACAUCCAAGGCAUAACUAAGCCAGCUAUCAGACGUCUCGCCCGUCGUGGUGGUGUCAAGCGUAUCUCGGCUAUGAUCUACGAGGAAACCCGUGGUGUUCUGAAGACCUUCUUGGAGGGUGUCAUCCGCGACGCAGUCACCUACACUGAGCACGCCAAGAGAAAGACGGUUACAUCCCUCGACGUUGUUUACGCACUCAAGCGCCAAGGACGUACUCUCUACGGUUUCGGUGGUUAA
This is a messenger RNA of Sclerotinia sclerotiorum 1980 UF-70, 312 nucleotides long. Its product is annotated as histone H4. The record is from RefSeq and is a predicted model, not a curated record. Gene Ontology annotation, molecular function: DNA binding; structural constituent of chromatin; protein heterodimerization activity. The coding region runs from base 1 to 312 and encodes 103 amino acids. Lineage: Eukaryota; Fungi; Ascomycota; Leotiomycetes; Helotiales; Sclerotiniaceae. Gene Ontology annotation, biological process: nucleosome assembly. The transcript has 3 exons. Gene Ontology annotation, cellular component: nucleosome.